Molecule: messenger RNA, 3721 nt
Organism: Trichosurus vulpecula (common brushtail)
Lineage: Eukaryota; Metazoa; Chordata; Mammalia; Diprotodontia; Phalangeridae
Gene: VEZT
Product: vezatin, adherens junctions transmembrane protein
Exons: 12
Coding region: 56-1909 (617 amino acids)
Biological process (GO): cell-cell adhesion
Cellular component (GO): plasma membrane
Molecular function (GO): myosin binding
Source: RefSeq, a predicted model, not a curated record
GGGCUGACGGACUUCAUUUCCCAUCGUGCCGGGGCGGGUGGCAUGGCGGAGAAGGAUGACACCGGAGUUUGACGAAGAAGUGGUGUUUGAGAAUUCUCCACUUUACCAGUACUUGCAAGAUUUGGGACAAACUGACUUUGAAAUAUGUUCUUCCGUGUCACCAAAAGCAGAACAAUGUACCUCCGAGGAGGGACAGCAAGAGAAUUCUACCAAGAUGCCAUCAAAUGGUAUCCUGUUAAAUUUGGCUGAAAGCUUCACCAGGUGGACAUCACUGUUUCAGUGCUGUAAGAAUGAUGACUUGCUCCGCAAAUUGGAUGUGGGAUUCCGACUUAACUCCCUCCAUACCAUCCUGCAACAGGAAGUCCUGCUACAAGAGGAUGUGGAACUGAUUGAGCUCCUCGACCCCAGUAUCCUGUCUACGGGGCAACCUCAGCAACAGGAAGAUGGACACCUUCCAACUCUUCGCUCCUUAGCAACUCCUAAUAUUUGGGAUGUCUCUAUGCUGCUAGGCUAUGUUAGUGUCUUCAUUAUGAUUCCUGCUUGGUGGAAUGUAUCAUCCUGGCCACUGUGGGGACUAAUUCUCAUUGUUUACUUGAUUGUAAGAGCUUCAGGCUGGUGGAGGACAGCCAGAUUACAAAUGACUCUAAGAAAAUACAAUGUCCAGCUAGAAGACACAGUAGCAAACAGCCGCGCUUUUACCAACCUUGUGAGAAAGUCUUUACGCCUCAUUCAAGAGACUGAAGUCAUUUCCAGAGGAUUUACCCUGGUCAGUGCUGCUUGCCCAUUCAACAAAGCUGGACAGCAUCCUAGUCAGCAUCUCAUCGGCCUUCGGAAAGCAGUCUACCGAACUGUUAGAGCCAACUUCCGAGCAGCAAGGCUAGCCACCCUCUAUAUGCUGAAAAACUACCCUCUGAAUUCGGAGAGUGACAACGUGACCAACUACAUCUGUGUGAUACCUUUUAAGGAGCUUGGCCUGGGACUGAGUGAAGAGCAGGUGUCAGAGGAAGAGGCACAUAACCUGACAGAUGGCUUCAGCCUGCCUGCAUUGAAGGUUUUGUUCCAGCUCUGGGUAGGACAGAGUUCGGAGUUCUUCCGGCGGCUGGCACUGCUCCUUUCCACUGUGAACGCGCCCCAGGGGCCCUUCCUCACUCCUGCUCUUUCCUCUCAUCGUGUCCUGUAUGAUGUGACUCAAGGUCUACCUCACGCACAUGCUGCCUGUUUGGAAGAACUUAAGCGCAGCUAUGAGUUCUAUAGAUACUUCGAAACUCAGCAUCGGUCAGAGGCACAGCGUUUGUCCAAAACAAAGCAGAAAUCAAGAGAACUGAGCAGCCUCCACACAGCUGUGCGCAGUCUCCAGCUACAUCUGAAAGCAUUGUUGAAUGAGGUUAUAAUUCUUGAGGAUGAACUUGAAAAACUUGUUGGUACUAAGGAAGAGAACAGCCUAGCAUCAGAGGCCUAUCAAAUCCUGGAGCAGAAGUUAAAGUUACUCCAGCCUCGAGUUCAAGCUAGCAACAGUUGCUGGAAAGAGGCUCUUUCUCAAGUAGAUAAAUUGGUACGAAGAAACUCAGAUAAAAAAGGCAAACCUGAAGUAGCAUGUGAAACCCCACCUUGUACCACAGCUCCUUUGCCACAGCCUGCACUACAUAUCGAGGACAAGGACCCAAUACCUGAAGAGCAGGAACUGGAAGCUUAUGUGGAUGAUACAGACAUGGACAGCGAUUUCAGAAGGGACGACUUUUAUUAUUUGUCUCAAGAAGAUAGAGAGAGGCGGGAGCGGGAACGGGAAGAAUCUAAAAGAGUAUUACAAGAAUUAAAAUCAGUGUUAGGAUUUAAAGCCUCAGAAUCAGAGAGGCAAAAAUGGAAGCAGCUUCUUUUUAGUGAUCAUGGGGUAAAGUCCGAAUGGAAUUAGAAAGGGAAAUUCCAGCCGGGAGCCUGCUGUUGCCAUUUUGUCUAUGUUGUUGCUGCUGCUCUAGUGAAACGACUGCAGCUUAGGGAUGUUUUUUGGAAAUGGACACUUGCUUUGCACAAAAAAAAAAGUUACUAGACUCCAGUUCUUCAAGAAGCACAUUGUUUUUGUCUUCAGCUAUGCUCCAUUAGAUCGUAUUGUACUAACCCCCUCCCGCUGGGAGGAGAGACUGCCUGGCAAGCUCCCCGGUGCUGGCAAUGGGACCCACUACCUACUAACAUCGAGAGGGCCUAAAAAAACUCCAUUUCCCUUGCAAGGACAACUUCUCCUGCCGUAUGGAUAUCCAUCAUAUCUAUGCAUUGUGCUUUGUACAGUGGCUGAUUUGAAUGCAGAUUUUAUUUCAUUAAUAUUUCUGUUUUUCGUUGGUCUAGAAUGAGCAGGGUAGGAUUUAGUGCUAUGCAUAGACAUGCCUUGUUUUCACCAGGAAUUUGUUAGGUCACUCACUGGCUUAUCUGUUUGCAUCUUUACCACGCUGUGUUUUAAUAUACAAAAUACAUGUUAAUUUGAGAGAUUAGUGUUUUCCAGAUUAUUAUAUCAGACCUAUUUCUGAUACAUAAUUAGGAAAACCCAUGCUAUUUUUUUUAAACAAAGAGAAUAUAGUUUCAGAUAUUUUCAGAAUUGAGCAACAUCAUAUCUCUAAUCUCUCUAAAAUCCAAGUCAUCCGCUUAAUUCAUUUAUUUUUCUAUACGUUGCUUAUAAAGGUUUCUGGCUUUAUAAUUUUCACCAUUUCACCAAAUAUUCUUGAUUUCGCUUAACUUGAUUUUUUUGUUGUUUAAGAGAAGUUUGUUAUGAUUCAGAUGCAGAUCUUGCAUUUAGUACACCCAAUCCCUCAAUCAUUAAGAGAUUGCCUUAGUUAUUUUUUCUUUUUUUUUUCUUUUUAAGCUGUGAUGAAACCCUUGUCUCCUGUAGAACCAAUGGAACCUAUAAAUAAUUCAGAAUCAUCUGUGAAUUCAAGUAAGGAAAAGGACUGUCAUAAAAGUGAAAGUGACCCUGAAGAGGGAAAUAGUGAACUAAAUCCUACCCCAAAUGACAGUGAAAUAAGUAGGACUGAGUAUUUAUGUGGCAGUCCUUCAGACUGUCAAAGUAAAGACAGUGCUGUGAAGGAAGGCUUCUUGUCAGAGGCUGAAGAGAAAACAUGUUACCAGUGUGAGAGUGAAGGCGGGUCUGAGCACAUCCCCGAGGCUGGCGUGGAGACUCUUCAGCCAGCACUCAGUGACUCUGUGCAGGCCUCCAUCCGGGAGAGGCUGGCGCGCCUCCACCCAGCACCGGAUUUCAGCCUAACUUGUGGGCUUGCCACGCAAGCAGCUGCAAGAUCUCUCACGUUUACCAAAAUGGAGGAACAGACUUUUGAAGAUAGUGAGACAGAAGAAGAAAUUGAAGGAGAACAGCAAACGAGGCGAGAAAGCGAAAAUGAGGUAGAAGAAAGCAAGAACAAAGAAACAAAUGUAGAAAACGAAGGAAUAUAAUUCUCAGCACUCAUGAAGUUCAAAGUAUUCCAUUAAAAGAGAUGAUGAAUGUAAGGGGUUUACUUUAUAAGGCUUCGUGGAGAAAAUCAUAGUUGGAAAAACUGCUCUAAAUUAUUUACUCUUAAAUGGCGCACUGGGAGAGUGUUUCCGUUUUCUUGCAUAUGUGAGAACAUGCAAGAUCUCCCUAGAGGAAACUGCUAUUUUAUUAUUGUGACAUUGACUAAUACUAUGGAGAUGAUUUCAAGUUUUUGUCAAUUUAUCACUUAUAAUACGAAAUGUGUAUUUCCCA